AUGUUAUUAUGGCUUGUCUGUACAUAUUUGUUGCUGGUAAAAGCUUCAGUAGAUGAUAUACAGGCAGAUGAUGAUAGACCAUUCAAAGUCUUUCGAGUCGUCCCUACAACAGCACUACAGCUGCAAAAAAUGAUCAAGUUGUUCGAAACUGUGAAAAGUGAUGAAGCCGACUUCUGGCAUGCACCAAGUGUAGUGAAUAACACAGUCGAUAUCAUGGUGUCACCAUCGUUCAUCGAGAAGUUCUCACAUUUUCUCAAGCAGCACCAAUACCCCUAUCACAUCGCUAUCGAAGAUCUCAAAAAGAAUGUUCAUGAAAUUCUCGAGGCCAUGUUCUGUGUUUGA
Molecule: messenger RNA, 342 nt
Organism: Necator americanus (New World hookworm)
Lineage: Eukaryota; Metazoa; Nematoda; Chromadorea; Rhabditida; Ancylostomatidae
Exons: 3
Coding region: 1-342 (113 amino acids)
Source: RefSeq, a predicted model, not a curated record